Messenger RNA from Alligator mississippiensis (American alligator), 1879 nucleotides. RefSeq names its product phytanoyl-CoA hydroxylase-interacting protein-like. Gene Ontology annotation, molecular function: protein binding. Gene Ontology annotation, cellular component: cytoplasm. Lineage: Eukaryota; Metazoa; Chordata; Crocodylia; Alligatoridae. The transcript has 6 exons. The coding region runs from base 455 to 1564 and encodes 369 amino acids. The record is from RefSeq and is a predicted model, not a curated record.
UCUGCUUCCUCCCCUGCCUCCGCAGCCCACUAAUUUUGGUACUGGGAGAGAGUUAUAGUAUCCGCAGAUGGGAAGGAUACCACUUGAUCUGCAAAAAUUUGAGAGUGCAGAUUAUCUUUAUAAUAUGAAUUCCAGAUCUAGAUCUGCAGAGGUUUUGGUUGGAUCAAUGGCUUUUCAGCCUGUUUUUUGCCAUUCUUCCCCUUGCCUCCCCUGCUUCCUCACCAAGUGCCUCUAGCUUUUGGCUAGCUGGGCAGAACUGAGAGUUUCUUCUUCCUCACAGUCAGCCCAUAGCCCUGAUAUCAGCAUGUCUCCUCUUCUCUAAUGAGGGAAGGGGUGGAGCUAAGGAAAGAGUGCUGAGUAGUCAGUAGAGGAAGAACAAAGGCUGGGAGAAGUUGCCCCAACCGGCAAAAACAACUGCAGCUGUUUAGCAAGGAGCUCAUCCAGCCCAACCUGCAUGAAAGGAGAAAGAUUGACUGACUGCAUCUGGGUAAUCAGAUUUUCCAUUUCUUCCUCGAGUUAUGGCUGCUUCUAUUGCAUGAGGAAUAAAUCACAAGACAGUGGGAUUGCAGAUAUGGAGGAACUUCCUGUGCCACACAACAUCAAAAUAAGUCACAUCACUUGUGACUCUUUCAAGCUUUCAUGGGACAUGGAUUCUAAAUCUAAGGACCGUAUUACUCACUAUUUCGUUGAUUUAAACAAGAAGGAGAACAAGAAUUCCAACAAAUUUAAACACAAGGAUGUACCCACUAAACUGGUAGCAAAAGCUGUUCCUCUACCAAUGACUGUCCGUGGACACUGGUUCUUGAGCCCAAGAACAGAAUAUACAGUAGCGGUACAGACUGCAUCAAAGCAAGUUGAUGGGGACUAUGUAGUUUCUGAGUGGAGUGAAAUCAUAGAGUUUUGUACAGCAGAUUAUUCAAAAGUUCAUCUAACACAACUUCUGGAAAAAGCUGAAGUAAUUGCAGGACGUAUGCUCAAACUUUCUGUUUUUUAUCGGAAUCAGCACAAAGACUACUUUGAUUAUAUCAGAGAGCACCAUGAGAACGUUAUGCAGCCCUCUGUCAAGGAUAACAGUGGUAGCCAUGGCUCUCCAAUCAGUGGGAAGUUGGAAGGCAUCUUUUUUAGCUGCAACACUGAGUUUAACACUGGAAAGCCACCACAAGAUUCACCUUAUGGACGAUACAGGUUUGAGAUCAUAGCUGAAAAACUUUUCAACCCAAACACUAAUUUAUACUUUGGAGACUUCUACUGCAUGUACACAGCCUAUCACUAUGUCAUUCUUGUUGUUGCCCCGGUUGGAUCACCAGGAGAUGAAUUCUGUAAGCAGCGCCUUCCUCAGCUAAAUAUAAAGGAUAAUAAAUUUCUGACCUGCACUGAAGAAGGUGGCAUCAUGGUUUACCACCAUGCCCAGGAUGCUAUUUUGGAAGUAAUUUACACUGAUCCCGUGGAUCUGUCCCUUGGCAGAGUUGCAGAAAUUACUGGCCAUCAGCUAAUGAGCUUGUCUACUGCAAAUGCAAAGAAAGAUCCCAGCUGCAAGACCUGCAACAUUAGUGUUGGACGUUAAUUACUCCCGUUAUUUACGAGCCUUUGAACCUUUGUUGUCCAUUUCCAUAGUCAGAUGUUCUCUUCAGAAGCAUGUACGUGCCACUUGUCACCAGAAGCAAACACAAGUUUUCAAACUGUUUAACAGCAUUUUUAAUAUUUCUUCUCUCCCUCCUUCCCCUUCAUCUCCAAAUUCUUUAAACUAUUAGGAGUCCUGAUUUUCUUCUUGGCAACUGUUUAUAUCUAGAUGCUGCAAUAAUUUUUUUUUUGUUUCUUGCCAAACAUAACAAAACCCUAUAUAAACUGCUUUAACAAAAUAAAAAUAAUGGCUUAUAAA